UUCUGUCACUAGCGGAUCCUGUGAGAAGCUGCGGCAGGGCGGGCCAUGCCGUCGGAGGGUCGCUGCUGGGAAACGCUGCAGGCGUUGCGCAAUUCUGACAAAGGUCGCCUCUGCUACCACCGCGACUGGCUGCUGCGGGGCGAGGAUGUUUUAGAAGAAUGUAUGUCUCUUCCCAAGCUAUCUUCUUACUCUGGAUGGGUGGUAGAUCAUGUCCUACCCCAUACGCAAGAGAACCCACCUCCCUCUGAGACUUCACCAUCCUCUAGAUCUACUUCAGCCCUAGACCAACCCUCGUUUGUUACCAAAUCUUUCAUCAGAAACUCUGCCUUCUCACCAGCCUCCCCCAAAACAUCAGAUGGAACCAAGGAGAAACAUGAGUCCCAGCAUGCAGAAUCUAUCGUCCUUCAGUCCUCCCGGGGAAUCAAAGUGGAAGGCUGCAUCCAAAUGUACGAACUGGUGCACAGGAUGAAAGGAACAGAGGGCUUGAGGCAGUGGCAGGAGGAACAGGAGAGGAAGGUGUGGGCCCUCUCGGAGAUGGCAUCUGAACAACUGAAACGGUUUGAUGAACGGAAGGAACUGAAGCAGCACAAAGAAUUCCAGGACUUACGGGAAGUGAUGGAGAAGAGCUCCAGAGAAGCCCUGGGACACCAAGAGAAGCUAAAAGCUGAGCAUCGUCACAGAGCAAAGAUUCUAAAUCUGAAGCUGCGUGAGGCAGAGCAACAGCGCCUGAAGCAAGCAGAGCAGGAGCGGGUUCGGAAGGAAGAAGGCCAGGUCCGCCUGCAGAGCCUCUACGCCCUGCAGGAGGAGGUGUUGCAGCUCAACCAGCAGCUGGAUGCCUCUGAGCAGCACAAAGACCUACUGAAGAUCGACCUGGCUGCCUUCCAGACCCGAGGCAACCAGCUGUGCAGCCUCAUCUCAGGGAUCAUUCGGGCCACUUCGGAGAGUGGCUGUCCUACAGCAGAGAGCCAAGCUGAGGCUGAGCGAGCUCUGCAGGAAAUGCGGGACCUCCUUACCAACUUGGGACAGGAGAUCUCCAGAGCCUAUGAAGAAAAGAAGAGGCAGGAUGAGGAGGAGGCCCAGGUAAAGCUGCAACACUCACAGGUACAGCAGGGUUCAGAGGCCCACAAAGAGUCCCCAGCUCCCAGCCAAGGCCCAGGAGGGAAACAAAAUGAAGACCUCCAGGUGAAGGUACAAGACAGUACAAUGCAGUGGUACCAGCAACUACAGGAUGCUGCUGCUCAGUGUGUGUUGGCCUUUGAGGGUCUGAUGAGCAGCAAGGACAGUCAGAUCAAAAAGAUAAAGAUGGACCUCCAGAAGGCUGCCACCAUCCCAGUGAGCCAAAUCUCCACCAUUGCAGGUUCAAAGCUGAGGGAGAUCUUUGACAAGAUCCACAGCUUGCUCUCUGGAAAACCUGUUCAAUCUGGUGGGCGCUCUGUGUCCAUCACACUUAACCCACAGGGGCUGGACUUUGUCCAGUACAAACUGGCAGAGAAAUUUGUGAAACAAGGAGAGGAGGAAGUGGCCUCUCAUCAUGAAGCAGCAUUCCCCAUCGCGGUUGUGGCAUCUGGAAUCUGGGAGCUCCACCCCAGAGUGGGGGACCUCAUUCUUGCUCAUCUACACAAGAAGUGUCCUUAUUCUGUUCCUUUCUAUCCAGCUUUCAAGGAGGGAAUGGCUUUGGAAGACUAUCAGAGGAGGCUUGGCUAUGAAGUAAAGGAUUCCAAAGUGGAACAGCAGGACAACUUUCUGAAACGCAUGUCUGGGAUGAUUCGUCUCUAUGCUGCCAUCAUCCAGCUCCAGUGGCCAUAUGGAAACCGACAAGCGAUUCACCCUCAUGGCUUAAAUCAUGGCUGGCGCUGGUUGGCACAGAUCUUAAACAUGGAGCCCCUGUCAGAUGUGACAGCCACCCUCCUCUUUGACUUCUUGGAGGUGUGUGGGAAUGCCCUCAUGAAGCAGUACCAGGUCCAGUUCUGGAAGAUGAUGCUUCUCAUCAAAGAGGACUAUUUCCCCAGAAUCGAAGCCAUCACAAGCUCAGGACAGAUGGGUUCCUUCAUACGCCUCAAGCAGUUCUUGGAAAAAUGUUUGCAACGCAAGGAGAUUCCUGUCCCCAAGGGCUUUCUGACUCCCUCCUUCUGGCGCUCCUGAUGUCACUCCAUCACCUACCAUCACCAUUAUGUUGCAAAGAGGCAUUAAUAAAGCAACUAAAGGCAGCUGUAUUUGGGAGAAGUCAUGUCAGAUUUAGAAGUCUGCCAAUACGUUUUUUUAUAUAUUUUUACCUUGUGACUAGGAGAGGAGAUUUUCAUGGGCACAAAAUCUUGGAGGUCCCUUAGUACAUUUUGUAGCUCCACAAGGGGUCCACAUGACAGAGUAAAUGGAACUGGCCUUUCCUAUUUUUGCACAGUUAAGAGAGGUGUUCAGCACUUGGUCUCAUCCUUUACUUGCUUGUCUCUGUUCUUUCAGGAAUUUGGUAACACCUUAACCAUUUCAGUCUGAUCGGACGGGAACCCAUUUUCACCACCCACUCCUUCGCCUCUGUUCAGAGGAAUUCCCAGAAAGAGCAAAGAAUCAUAAGGUCCCCUUUAAAGUAUUGUUUAAUAGUUGAGGCCAAAUCCUUACAUGCAAGUCUGGGUUAUGGUUCUUUUGCCUUUCUUAGCUUGUGAAGUAAUUCUAAAUCCAGAGGAAAUGUGUGAUGUGUACGUAGACUGAGUCCCAGUUUAUAUCAGGGGUAGCUUAGUGUCUAGGAUUAGGACUGGAAAUACAUGUAAUGUUGAAUUAAGGAGCACUCUUUGUCCUCUUAAUUUGGAAUUUGGUCGCUAAUUGACUAGGGAUAUGUGAACCAGGACUGGUGCCUUUUUUGUUUCUCAGCUUGAAUUAAGAUGGGCUGAGAUGGGGCUUGCAAUAUUGUACGUGAGCUCAGCAUCCAUAAGCAAUAAAUUAGGAUUAAAUAAAGAUGUUAGGGAGGAACUGACAACCGCUUUAUAAUUUUUUAUAUGUUCCGAGUAAUGAAUGAUGAUAAAUUUGCCUGACUAAAGCCACUGCAAAAAUUUGAGCUUGACUAUAUAGAUAAGAGCUAAGAUUUGUUUCACAGAAAGACUCAUUCCCUUUUAUAGAUCCAUAGGCAGUGGCUAUGGAUCUAGUCGUCUGUAGUAAAUGUCUUGUAGGGGAGGGUUUGUGAGGGGGUAUUCACUGGUACUCUUGAGUGGUUUGAAGUGACCCAUUUAAUGAAUUAUUGACUACGGUGCCAAAAAAUAUAUGACUUGAAGUGACUUAUUCUAUGAAUUGUUGACUACGGUGCCAAAAAAUAAGUAAUAAAGCUUGAUUUUUUUAAAAACCCA
Molecule: messenger RNA, 3332 nt
Organism: Cynocephalus volans (Philippine flying lemur)
Lineage: Eukaryota; Metazoa; Chordata; Mammalia; Dermoptera; Cynocephalidae
Gene: GLE1
Product: GLE1 RNA export mediator
Exons: 16
Coding region: 46-2142 (698 amino acids)
Biological process (GO): poly(A)+ mRNA export from nucleus
Cellular component (GO): nuclear pore cytoplasmic filaments; nuclear pore; cytoplasm
Molecular function (GO): translation initiation factor binding; inositol hexakisphosphate binding; phospholipid binding
Source: RefSeq, a predicted model, not a curated record